AUGGCAUCAUAUGCUCAGUCCAAUCAAUCAGAUCUAACAUUACAAAAUACUGCAAAAUGUGCAGAGACCGGUUUACGAACAUUUGCUACGACUCACUUUCAACCGGUGUUUGCGCGCAGAUCAUUUCCCUGCUUCGACGAACCGGCACUUAAAGCAAAUUUCAACCUUGUCGUAAAACGACCCAGCAGUAGUUACAUAUCGGUGGCCAAUACUCCGAGAGAUGAACGGUUGUCUAAUGGUCUAACAGACGUGUUUGAAGAAACCGUUUCAAUGUCGACCUACCUACUCGCUUUCAUCGUAACCGACAUGCAAUAUUCUGAGACAUUUGGUCGUCAUCGAGUGUUAGCACCAAAAUUCGAACUUGAGCAAGGUCGGCACAGGUAUUCUUUAAACAGCAGUUAUUACCUUCUCAAUGAAAUGGAAAAAUAUACGGAAAUUCCGUACGUUUUUAAAAAGUUGGACCACGCUUCCAUUCCGAAGGACUAUUCGUCUGGCCUUGCAAUGGAAAAUUGGGGACUUAUAACUUAUAGGGAUGAUGUCUUGUUAACAUCAUCGAAUGCUGACAUAUCCCAGAAGCGACAAGCACUAAGUACAGUUGCUCAUGAAAUUCAACAUCAGUGGAUUGGUAACCUAGUUACUCCAGAUUGGUGGAGCUACAUUUGGUUGAAUGAAGGGUUUGCAAAUUACUUUGAGAAUUACCUAGCAGACAAGAUUGAACCUGGUAUGGAUAUUUGGAAGAGAUUCAUUAUUCUAACUGGUCAGACUACAAUGUUGUUUGACAGUAUUCCGGAAUACACCAGGCCGAUGACUGUAACAGUGGAAGAAUCCUAUAAGAUACCUUUCCUUUUUGAUAAAACUGCAUACCAAAAAUCUGGCGCAGUGAUAAGAAUGUUGGAAAACAUGGUUUCGCGAAAAGUUUUCCGACAAGGUUUAAUUUACUACUUGAAGGAGAAACAAUUUCAAACGGUAACACCCCGUGACCUUUACAGAAAUAUUCAACGAGUCCUAGAUGAAUCUUCUGAAAACGUUUUUCCACAACCAUUGACGGUUGAAAGUGUAAUGACAACCUGGGAAACGAUCGCUGGCUUUCCACUUGUAACAGUUACAAGAAAUUACGGUAGCACCAUAAAUAACAUCAAUCUCAAACAGAGGGCGUUUAAUAUAUACAACAACCAGGGUGAGGAUGGACGCUGGACGAUACCAAUUAAUUACGCUAGCAAGGGGAGUGCCUCGUUUGAGAGCACUGCUCCGAAAAAAUGGCUCAUACAUCCAACAGAUACAUUUACAGUCGCAGAUUUAGACGAUAGGGAUUGGUUCAUAGUGAACGUACAGCAAAGUGGAUAUUAUCGAGUUAACUACGAUGAAAGAAACUGGGCUCUAAUUGCCGAUGCACUAAAAGAAGACCAUCGUGUAAUUCACCCACUGAACAGAGCAAAGUUGUUAGAGGAUAGUUUUUAUUUAGGGGCAACAGGAGAUAUUUCUCCCAAUAUAUUUUCUAAAUUAUCAGAAUAUCUGGUAAAUGAAGAUGAUUCGUUAGUGUUAGCUGCCCUUCCUGCGCUUUUCGCCAGUAUGGAUAAUAAGCUUUAUUAUUCAAGAGGACACGAUGACUUUAAGGAUCGUGUUAUUUAUCUUCUUCAAGGUGCAUAUAAUCAUUUGACAUUCGACGAAAGGUUAAGUGACAGACUUAGUGAAAAAGAGGCGCGCGCCGGUGUUAUAUUUUGGUUGUGUAAAAUGGGACACAUGGAAUGUCGAAGCAAGGCAUUGGAAAAAUUUGAGGCAUGGAAAAAUGAGAAUGCGACUAUUUCAACCGAUUUGGAAUCUGCAGUAUUUUGCAGCGCCAUGCGUAGCAAUAACCAAAGCCACUUCGAUUACUUAUUUAAACUAUUUAUUGAAACGACCGACUAUGAUUUGAAGAGCCGCAUUGCGUCUGGUUUAAGCUGUAUGGAGGAACAUAAAUAUUUGCAACGAUUUUUAGAAAAUUGUUUGAAUUACUGUCCAUCAGCAUUACUAGAACAGGUCAUUAAGCAAAUGCACAGCAGUAGCAAGCAUGGGUUAGAAGUAGUGUUAGAUUUUCUUUCCCAAAACAUGGAGAAAGUUCAUAAAAUCUUUGGUGGUCACACAAAGUUUAUGGUUGAAGAGCUUGCCAGUCAAUCCUACACCGAUGGGCAUCUGAGAAAGUUAGCAAGGUCGCAGUUAUGGGCAAAGUCAGUCCCCUUUUUCGAUAGAGCUGUAGCAACGAUAGCCAAUAAUGUUGCAUGGCUGAAUAAAAAUGAACACAAGUUGUUGGAAUUUUUAACACAUUCACAAUAAAACAUGUUCUGUUGGAUUUAUUACGGAAUA
Messenger RNA from Photinus pyralis (common eastern firefly), 2340 nucleotides. Its product is annotated as aminopeptidase N-like. Gene Ontology annotation, molecular function: metalloaminopeptidase activity; peptide binding; zinc ion binding. The coding region runs from base 1 to 2310 and encodes 769 amino acids. The transcript has 10 exons. The record is from RefSeq and is a predicted model, not a curated record. NCBI's taxonomy places the organism in Eukaryota, Metazoa, Arthropoda, Insecta, Coleoptera, Lampyridae. Gene Ontology annotation, biological process: peptide catabolic process; proteolysis. Gene Ontology annotation, cellular component: cytoplasm.